AUGCUCCGGACAAAUGCCGUCUGUAAUACGAAAGUGACAAAUGGAAAUAAUGAAUAUACGGUCACCAGUGCAUAUUUAGCAGGCAGCCAUGCCUGUGUUAGGUGUUCAGGGAAAAUGGUAGACAAGAACCUGCAUUUGAGGAGUCUUAGUUCUCCUCCUGCUAUUGCGCUCAAUGCUAAUAGAACAAGUGGCGAACAAGGAGAGACAAGCACACAAGAUACGUUGCUGCCCAUAGCCAAUGUGAGCAAAAUCAUGCGUAGGAUCCUCCCUCCCAAUGCCAAGGUCUCCAAAGAAGCCAAGGAUAUCAUGCAAGAAUGUGCUUCCGAGUUCGUAGCCUUUGUCACCGCGGAGGCUUCUCUCAAGUGUCAAAAGCAGAAACGGAAGACCAUUAAUGGCGAAGAUCUGUUAUCUGCCAUGGCUUCUCUUGGAUUUGAAAAUCAUGCUGAGCAGCUGAAAAGUUAUCUGCUAAAGUAUAAAGAAAGUGAGGGCGAAAAGUUCUCUGUAAUAAAACAAGGCUUAGCAGAUCUGUCCACUAGUGGUAAUGGCAACAUAGAAAAGUGGGUUCCAACAGAGGAUCCAAAUCAAUAUUGUAUUGAUCAUCACGGGAGGCCGUUGGUGGGAUCAAUUAGCCAAAACCCUCCUUUCCUCCAGCGCUUAAAGAAGCAUGGCGUUGGUCCUUCCACAGAUCCAGGGAGAGGUGGUCGUUGA
Cryptomeria japonica (Japanese cedar) is the source of this 708-nucleotide messenger RNA. Its product is annotated as nuclear transcription factor Y subunit B-3-like. Lineage: Eukaryota; Viridiplantae; Streptophyta; Pinopsida; Cupressales; Cupressaceae. Bases 1 to 708 code for a protein of 235 amino acids. Gene Ontology annotation, cellular component: CCAAT-binding factor complex. The record is from RefSeq and is a predicted model, not a curated record. The transcript is spliced from 2 exons. Gene Ontology annotation, biological process: regulation of transcription by RNA polymerase II. Gene Ontology annotation, molecular function: RNA polymerase II cis-regulatory region sequence-specific DNA binding; DNA-binding transcription activator activity, RNA polymerase II-specific; protein heterodimerization activity.